Molecule: messenger RNA, 3961 nt
Organism: Scophthalmus maximus (turbot)
Lineage: Eukaryota; Metazoa; Chordata; Actinopteri; Pleuronectiformes; Scophthalmidae
Gene: coq8aa
Product: coenzyme Q8A, genome duplicate a
Exons: 17
Coding region: 332-2332 (666 amino acids)
Biological process (GO): ubiquinone biosynthetic process
Cellular component (GO): extrinsic component of mitochondrial inner membrane
Molecular function (GO): kinase activity
Source: RefSeq, a predicted model, not a curated record
CGAGGACGUCGAGCGGGUUGCGUCAAUGCGCGGCUCCGGCUGCUGCCGAGAGAAGUUGGUAAAUAAGGUUUGACCUCGCCGAGGAGGGAGGGAGGGAGAGAGAGAUAGAUAAACUGGAUUACACUGAGUAUCAGCAGCAGGAGGAGGAGGGCGACAGACACAACACCCUGGACACCGACCUCGUCCUGUGGGGGCGGAAAGGAGAGAAGCCCCGUGAAGAGCUGCUCGCGCGCGUGUCAACUGAAUAAAGUUUUGAUUGGUUUGACUCGCCCUCCACAGUUUGACCUCUCGUCUGCCAGAGGACCCUGCGCCGCCGCUGCCGCCGUCCAUCAUGGCAGGUGAUAUGAUACUGCUGAUGCGGGGCUUGGCUAAGCUAAGCCAGGCGGUUGUAGAGACUCAGAGCAGUACUCUGCGCAGUGGCACAGGAGUUGGUGCUGCUGUGCAGAGUGUCCAGUUGGCGACAGAGCAAUGCCUCUCUGUGGCCAUGAUGAAGAUGCAGGAGCUGUCCGGCCAGCAGCAAACAACUUCUUCAGAGUCAGAGUUUGACUUCCCUGAGGACGACGGUGCGUUCGCAGCUUCAGAGUUCAGGGAGGAAGGUGCAGACUUUACGGCGGAUCACUCAGGAAAUAGUACUGACACAGCAGCCUAUCACAGCGCAGCAGCCGGGGCGAGACAUGACGGUGGGAAGCGUUCGCUGUUUGACGGAUACAAAGAUCCAAGCAAACAGUUCAGUGGAGACACCAGAUCUUACCACCAAGAUGCCAGACAUUACAUUGGAAACCAUCAUCUCUACAAUCACGGCCUGAAUAGGCACGUGUGGGGACAACUAUAUACUCAGCAUCAGUUCACGCAGAUCAGGAGCUAUCAUCAGGACCCGUCCACAGUUGGAGGUCUGACGGCCGAAGACAUUGAGAAAGCGAGACAGAGCAAGGGCACUGAGAUCAAACCACACAAACAGAUGUUGAGUGAGAGAGCCAGAGAGAGGAAGGUGCCUGUGAGCCGGCUCAGCAGACUGGCCAACUUUGGAGGUCUGGCUGUAGGGUUGGGAAUUGGAGCUCUGGCAGAAGUUGCGAAGAAGUCCAUCAGACACAGUGGUGCAGGUGAAAAUAAGAAAGCAGUUCUGGACUCCAGCCCCUUCUUGUCCGAGGCUAAUGCCGAGCGCAUCGUCAGAACCCUGUGCAAAGUCCGAGGAGCUGCAUUAAAACUGGGACAGAUGCUGAGCAUUCAAGACGACGCAUUCAUCAACCCUCAGCUCGCCAAGAUCUUUGAUCGUGUAAGACAGAGUGCUGACUUCAUGCCAAUCAAACAAAUGACAAAAGCAUUGAACAGUGACUUGGGUCCUAACUGGAGAAACAUGCUGGAGUCGUUUGAGGAGCGUCCAUUUGCGGCAGCGUCCAUUGGGCAAGUUCACUUGGCGAAGAUGAAGGACGGCAGGGAGGUGGCCAUGAAAAUACAGUACCCCGGUGUGGCUCAGAGUAUCAACAGUGACGUCAACAACCUGAUGACGGUGCUGAAUAUAAGCAAUGCCCUGCCUGAAGGUUUGUUUCCAGAGCAUCUGAUAGACGUCAUGAGGAAAGAGCUAGCGCUGGAGUGCGACUACAUAAGAGAAGCCCAGUGUGCAAAAAAAUUCAGGGAGCUACUGAAGGACCAUCCAUUCUUCUAUGUACCAGAGGUGAUCGAGGAGCUGAGCAGCAGCCAUGUCCUGACCACAGAGCUCGUCCCCGGGUUUCCCCUGGAUCAGGCCGAGAGCCUCACACAGGAGCUGAAAAACGAGAUCUGUCACAACAUCUUGAAUCUGUGCCUCCGAGAGCUGCUUGAGUUCAGAUACAUGCAGACUGACCCAAACUGGUCCAACUUCUUCUACGAUCCACAGUCACACAGGGUGGCGCUGUUGGAUUUUGGAGCCACGAGAGGAUUUGAUCUGAGUUUCACAGAUCUCUACAUAGAGAUAAUCCGCUCAGCCUCCGAGGGGGACAAUGAGGGAGUUCUGAAGAAGUCGAUCGAGAUGAAGUUCCUAACUGGUUACGAGUCCAAGGCGAUGGUGAAGGCCCACGUGGAUGCCGUCAUGAUCCUCGGCGAGGCCUUCGCCUCCACUGAGCCCUUCAGCUUCGGCUCUCAGUCGACCACAGAGAGAAUCCACAACCUCAUCCCCGUGAUGCUCAAACACCGCCUCACCCCGCCUCCGGAGGAAACGUACUCGCUGCAUCGCAAGAUGGGCGGCUCGUUCCUGAUCUGCUCCCGGCUGAACGCAAAGCUGCAGUGCAAGGAGAUGUUCCAAACGGCGUAUGAGAAGUACUGGGAAGGCCGCACGCCGCCCUCUCGCUCAGCGUAAGCCAGUCUAAAGUGUCGGGUGUUUUGAUGGAGUGAUGGACAGGUCCUGGGGCCAACGGCAGACUGACCGUCGAUGGUGAGGUCGGGUGUAGGGAUGUAGAACUGCAGGGCGGACGCCAUGUCAUCUGCCCUUAACUGGUCACUGAGAGCCAGCUUAUCGUUCCCAUUUUGGGCAUCUCACUGCAUUGAGGUUUUGAAAGGCUUUUUCAUAUUUACAGCCACCACUUCUGAAAGAUAAUGGGUGCAGCAGCUUGACAUCUGGAGUGCGUGAAGGCCGAACUCUUACCUAUAUAUGGCCCUGAGAGGACCGACUGAGAAGAGGUGGGAGGUGGAGGGAAGGAGACAGAGAGAAACAGUCCUGCUCAGGUGUAACAUGAAUGUUAAAAGGUUAGAAAUGUUUUCUUUCAAAAAUGAUUCUUGUGGGUUAUUUCUGUGUUUGUUUGUUCGUUUGUUUUGUGUUGCUGUGUUUCUUUGAACUUUUGGGAAAUCGCACAAAGUGUCCCAGUGUUUGCCAUCUGCCAGCAACGUUAUGGGUGGAAACAUUGAUUGUAUCAAAGGUAGAGGACUGAAAAAUAACUGAGUUAUUCAGUAUACAGGCUGUACGAGUCACAGUGGGGACCUGGACCAACUUGUCUGGCUCACAAAUAUUUCUGCUUCCAUUAUUUUUCAAGGGGAUUUCAUUUUGUUUUUUUCCGGAUGUGAAUAAUAUAAGCUUGUUCUGAAUUUAGACAAAGGAAACGCCGCAGUUGUGAUACAAACAAAAUAGUUGUUCAUGGAUCAGUGUUAUGGUUAAGAUGCCAAGCGCUUCGAGGUUCCGGUUUAUUUAGCCGUUUGUAUGAAUUGUGACAAUCUGGAAUUUGUCAGCGUUGACACACACACACACACACACACACACACACACACAGGUGUGACUUUUAACUCAUGUAUAGUGUAUGUAGUGUACAGUAUCAAGGUAGCCAUCCAGAUUUACAGUACUUAAUCGUGUUUUUCAUCUAAUUUCAUUUGCUGUUUUAAGCUUUUAGCUUCUAAGGGAAAACCUUUGGGACAUGCUGUACCAUGGAUUGAAGCUGUCGGUCUGAUCUGGUCUGUAUGUUUUAAUGAGUUCUCUGGUGAUUCAUGUCCACAUUGGUUAAGAUUCAUUGCACAACUUUAAGUUAAUCGCUGACAAAACUGUUCGCAUUGUGGCUCAGAAUUCUAAUUUCUAAUUUUGAUGUCCAUAUCAACACCGGGCCUGUGUGUGUGUAGUCAUGAAUAUUAAUGAGGAUGGCUGGAAGAUAUCACACAAGCUCAGCUCAUUGGCUCACCUUGCUACCAAGACGAUAAUCUCUCCUCCGCCUUCCCUGGUGUGAAAUCCUUUGUCACCUGAUUGGUGUGUGACUGUGAAAGUUCUCUCUCUACUCUGUUGUGUGAAUAACAGUGUGAGGGUGGAAAAAAUGAAAGCAGAAAAAGAAAAAUCAAGGUGCCUGUAGUUUCUUUUCUUUCUUUUUUUUGCUAGAAAUCUAUACUUUAUAUUUCUUAUCAAGACUAAAUGAAAAGAUGUUUUAAAUUUUCUAAUCAAAAUGCAUUCUUAACUGAAAGAUGUGAUGAAAAGAUAUUCUACGAAAAGAGUAAACGUUUGAUCUAUACUCGU